Eubalaena glacialis (North Atlantic right whale) is the source of this 5624-nucleotide messenger RNA. RefSeq names its product chromosome 7 C6orf132 homolog (gene C7H6orf132). Lineage: Eukaryota; Metazoa; Chordata; Mammalia; Artiodactyla; Balaenidae. Bases 177 to 3893 code for a protein of 1238 amino acids. The transcript is spliced from 5 exons. The record is from RefSeq and is a predicted model, not a curated record.
GCAUUUCCCGGCGAGCGGCGGUGCCCGCAGCACCUGUCUCCCGGUGCGCGGGCGGGGAGGACGGCGCGGGGCAUGGCCUGGUAGAGGCCCCUGGGGAGACGGUGAGGAGUCCAGUCCGGAGCAGGGCAGGAGGCGGAGGGACGGUCCUCCCCGGCGCCUGCUCGGCCGGCGGCAGCAUGAAAAAGAACCCGACGGUGCAGGGCACCUUCAGCAAACUCUUCGGCAAGAAGCACGCCAACCCUCCCGCCACCUCCCUCUACGCCACCAACCCCCCCUGGAUUUUCACCCAGGAGGCCCCGGAGGAGGGGACCCGGCACUUCGACGGCAUCUAUUAUGGAGACAACCGAUUUGACACAGUGAGUGAGUCAGGAACCGCCACGCUGAAAGCUCGGCCAAGAGUCCGGCCCCUGCUGACCUUUCUUCCACUGGAUGCCCAGGAGAACCAUGGACUGGCUGUGCCCACCCCCUCUGUCCCAGACAGCUUUGCAGACAAACAAAUGACAGGCACCAGCAAGCUCAUCAACGGCAACCUCCGAUUAUACAGCUCUGUGGGGGACCUAAGGCCCGGGCACUAUGGCCAGGACUUGCUCAUCCCCCCGCCACCCCCAGGCCCAGCCCCGGCACCACCCUCAGACACUCCGCAGCCUCAAGAGGAGCCCUCACCACCACCUCCACCUUCCACAGCUCCCCCGCCUCCCCCGCUGCUGCUGGAACCCCCGUCCCCGCCCAGCGUGGCCCCACCUCUGCCCCCAGUAAUGGGGGCCCUAUCCGCCGCACCCCCCCUUCCCUCCCCAUCCACACCCACCCCUCCGGACUUCAUUCCCCCUGCCCCACCCCCACCCCUUUUGCCAGCCCCGGCUCCCCCAGCUCCAGUGUCUCCUCAUACACCGGGGACUCACCCCUUCCCCGCUGCGGGUGUCACCAAGUGGAAAUCAGAGGUAGCGGUGAGUGACGGGCAGCCAGAGGCCCCCAGAGGCAGCCCCCCCAGGAGCCCUGCUGAGCCCAAGGGGAGCCUCCUGGGACCGGAGACCCACCUCACCUUCCCCAGCUCGCUCAAGGUGCCUCCCCCAACCCCAGUCAGGACUUCAUCCAUCUCCAGUCAGGAAGCACAAGGGGCUCUUCCUGAGGAAGGAGAGGCCACCAAGAAGGCCCCCAGUCGACUCCCACUGCCUCCCAGCUUCCACAUCCGCCCCGCGUCCCAGGUCUACCCCGACAGGGCCACUGAGCCAGACCAUCCCGAGGAGCCCAGGGCUAUGGCACCAGCCAGUCCGAGGCCGAGCCAGUCCCAGGCCUGGACAAGUGAACAAGCCGAGACUCCACCUCCAGCCCCUCCCCUGCCCCCUCCUCCACCCCCACUCCCUCCCCCAGCACCCCCCCUGCCCCCAGCUGCCCCUCCUUUGCCAUCUGCUGAGAAGGCAGCCCCUCCACCGGCUGGGGUUAUGAAAAGACCCAAGUCCAGCUCUCCUGCUCCCAAACCCAAACUUGACCCCCCCAGCCCGGAGGACACAGCCUCUUCAGAGUCCGUGGACUGGCGGGAUCCCAGCCAGAUGGCAAAGCUGCGGAACGAGCUGUCAGCCUAUCUCUGUGGCUCCAGGAGAGAGGACCGGUUUGCCAGUCAUAGACCAGGCCCAAUUGCAGCCUCUCAGGGAAAGGAGAGCCAGAAGGGCCCCAGCCUGCCAGAGAAGGAGGCGCCCCCAAGCCUGCCCGAGAAGGAGGCGCCCCCAAGCCUGCCAGAGAAGGAGGCACCCCCAAGCCUGCCAGAGAAGGAGGCGCCCCCAAGCCUGCCAGAGAAGGAGGCGCCCCCAAGUGUUCCUGAGGAGAGUCCUUGCAGCCAGCCAGAGAGGAAGGCUGCCACCAGCCUGACCCUCCCUCCUGUGGACUACAUCCCCCAAGACUCGCCAACUCCUAGCAUCUGGCAGAUCCGGAAUAAGUUGGAGGCCCAGCUUUCCUCAUCAGCAGAGAAGGAAGCCAAGCCCAGCAGAGGGUCUCUGCCUCCCAAACCUCAGCUAGAAGGGGGAAGAAUCUUUGAAAACAGGGCUGAUAACGGCAAAUUCUCCAAGCCCGUGGCCAAGAAUCUGCCACCUCUAUCCACCACCCCUCUGCCAACCACACCACUCCAGUCCAAGGCCACGCCUGGACCAGCCACACCCGGACCAGCCACACCACCCAAGGCCACACCUGAGCCAGCCACACCUGGACCAGCCAUACCACCCAAGGCCACACCUGAGCCAGCCACACCUGGACCAGCCAUACCACCCAAGGCCACACCUGAGCCAGCCACACCUGGACCAGCCAUACCACCCAAGGCCAUACCUGAGCCAGCCACACCUGGAUCAGCCAUACCACCCAAGGCCACACCUGGACCAGCCACACCACCCAAGGCCACACCUCUGCCCACCACGUCAUCCCAACUGAUAGCAGAGAAGAACCUAGUCCCAGCUGGGCAGUGGGAGAAGCCAGAACAUCAGGAACUUGCAGUGCCCUCCAAGUCAGAGGCAGAAGGGCGCUCCUCAGAGACCAGUAAGCCUACACAGGGAGCCCUCUCAUCUCCAGCCCUCCCCCCAAAGAUAUCCCCUGGCCGAGAAGAGGUGCCAUUUCUCUAUAAGCCCCAUCGCAGCCAGAACAGCCCCAGCAGAGAUGUGGCCGUGGUGAUGCCCACCCUGUCCAGAGGAGAGGCUGUAGGGUCAGGGAAGCCUGUGGAGGUGAAGGAGCCCCAGGGGCUGCCAGCCAAACCCCCUGCCUCAGCCCAGCCCGCUGAGGAACUCCUCAGGCAUCCAGUGACAGGGGAGGUGGUGGAGCAGGGCUCCGCGAUGGCUCUGCUCCUUGCAGCCAGGCAGAGGGCACAGAAGGGGAGGUCCAGAGGGGCUGCCCUGGGCCAGUCCUCCCUGCCAGGGAGUCUCCAUCGCCACACCCAGCCCAGGGCAGGCUCUGACAGCAUCUUCUACAACGACGGCCAGCCCAACUCCUUCACAGUGGUCCCCAAGGUACCCAAGGAGACUGAGAAGGACCCCCAGCUAACCUCGCCAGGACAGCCCAAGGUAACCAGUCAGUGGAAGCCCCAGCCCCGCAGAGACCCAGAGGGCACGGAGCCCAGCCGCGUGUACAGCUGGACAAAGACGGAGCCGCAGGCCCCCGUGGCCUGGGAAAGACCAGCGCCCUCCAGCCUCCCCCAGGGCCGCCUGCUGCCCAAGUCCUCCUCUUUCCCUCCUCCUUCCCACAAGAGGGAGGAGGUGGAGUUCAACUUUGAGGUCAUCCCACCGCCGCCAGAAUUCAGCAAUGACCCCGCGCCCCCGCCCCGCGCCCUGCAGUAUCUGGGGCGCCGGGGCUCCCCUCCCCGGAACAACUUCUCAGACUUGGGGCAGCUCGCGGACGCGGGCCCCGCUUGCGGCUUCUCGCUCUUUUCCGCCAGAGCGGGCCCCUCCGGGGCCGCCAGGGCCCUGGACCAUUUCUCGGGCGGGGGCCGUUCGCUUAUCAAGAAGCGCCUGUACGUCGUCGGGGAGACCCACCGCAGCCCCAGGCUGCCCCGGGGCGGCACUGGCCGCAGCCCGACCUCCCCCAACUGCUUCGGGCCGCAGCCCAGAGGGCCCUUCGCAGCGCCCGGAGGCCCGGAGAUGCGGCGCGUCAACUCGACGACGGGUCGCGCGCCCCCCGCCGGCCUGCAGGCGCGGAAGAUGUCCCUGGAGGGCGCCCCCCGCGGAGAGGCCAAGUACAAAGCGCCCGGCGGCGGCGGCGGCGGCAACUGCGGCGACUGCGGCUGCGCCCCGGCUACCCGCAGGUCUCCCCACAGCAACCCCCACUAUGGAAGCUCCAUCAACACAUUCACCGUGAGGCCCGGGACCCGCCAUCCCAUCUCCUGUGCCUACUCGGGGGCCCAUAGGAAGGCCCCAUCCUGAGCCCAGGGUUUUCCCAGUUCCUCUCCAAGGGGUCGGAUCCAGGCACUUGUUUUUGUGGGGGUGGGAGGGACGCAGCAGGUGUUAAGUAGCCUCACUCAGACACAGAGAAGUCUGUUUCCCAAAGACAGACAGGGGGACAACAAGUGAAGCAGCGGCCCCAGGAAGAGUAAGAUUGAACUUCUGUUUCCCAAAGCACUGGUGUGGCUGUGGACUGUCUGCAGAUGGGGGUGGGAGGGGGAAGGAGGGAGGAGAGGAGGGACCUUUAAGGAGCUGGAGCCUGAGUUUUCACUGUCUGGUACUAUUUGCUUUAGCAAGGCUUAUUGUAAGCAGUUUUCCAAGCAGGCCUACUGAGCAGGUUCUAAAAGCAAGGGCUGGAGUGCUCGCUUAGAAUGGGAACCCAUCGGGAUGGCUGUGAUUGCUGGUCAGGCCCUCUUGAGGGGCUGAGGCCCAGCCCUGUCUGGGUUGGGGGUGCAGGGUGCUACAGGUUGACCUCCUCAGCCUCCACCAGUCCUCCAGUUGCCACUCCCAGAGGCGACACCUGGGAUUCCUAGCAUAGAAGCCACAUUGAGGUGUGAGCAGGAAUAUGCAUGCACAACAUGUAGAGAAGGUACUGGAACAAAGUGCUUUUCAUUGACCAAGGGUGGGGAUGGGGUACUGGUGGUUCAUUUCUCCCUGGCCCUGAGCUACAGGAAGGCCUAGAGAGAGAAGACGUGGCAGGUUUGGGAUGGAAGACAGAGGAUUAAGGCUUGCUUUUCUAUUCAGACCCAGGCAGCCAUGAUUUGGGGGAUCGGGCCCAAGGAGCCAGAAAGCCUGGGGCUUGACACCAAAGGCCUUACAUCGCCAGGUCCUAUAUGGGAUUUGGAGGGGCAUCAUUCCCAACCACCCCUCCCAACCCCAAUACUACAGGUCUCCAAUAUUACUGAGGCCUUAGAAUGUGUAACCAAGAUGCCAGAAGGCCUUGUAGAGUAGAAGGUGACAGAGAUGGGAAUAGAGGUCUGAGAGGAGUUUGCUGCAAGUAUGGAACGUGUUUUGGAAAGUCAAGAGUGGCAGGACUGGGCCAGUUCAGAGCAGGGGAGCCCUAUCAGUAGGGUGACCAUUUGUACUUUGCUGGGAAGUCUGGGUUUAUGCCUGUUUUCCAGUGAGUGAGAACCCCUUUCACUUUCAAAAAAGUCCUGGUUUAGAUAAUAUAUGGUCACCAAACAUAUCAGGAAACAGUAUUCUUUGGUCAAUCUUCUGUCUUCAGGUCUUGGUGGGCCGAAUUCCUGGGGCCAGGCCAAGGAAGGCUACCUGGGUAAGGAGGAUGGGCAGGGGGUGCCCACCUCAGAGGAGCAGGCUGGUAGGGGCAGCCAGGAAGCAGUUCCCUUUGGGGGCACGAUGAUGGACCUCUAUGAUUUGUGCUAACCAGACAAGGUAACGGGGUGUGGGGAUAGCAGAUGACCACUUCAGGGAAAGAGAGUGCAGGGGUGGGUGGGCACCCUGGUGGGGCAGGGUCUGGUUACUUGUGUCUAAGAAGCGAACCCCACCCCAGUGCCAGCACUGGCUCUAUAUAUAUGUAUGUAUUUUCCCUGUACAAUGUUUUAUAAAAGAGUUCACUAAUUUAUCUGCUGUGUUAAGGCUUGAGGGGUGGGGUGUGGAUUCCCAACUGUAUCUUGCUCUGGGGUGGGCAGGGAAGGACUGAUUCUCACUUGGCUUGGGAAAUAAACAGGCCAGUUUGGAUGGCCUCCAGCUCUG